Molecule: messenger RNA, 1704 nt
Organism: Xenopus laevis (African clawed frog)
Lineage: Eukaryota; Metazoa; Chordata; Amphibia; Anura; Pipidae
Gene: spcs3.S
Product: signal peptidase complex subunit 3 S homeolog
Exons: 5
Coding region: 267-809 (180 amino acids)
Biological process (GO): protein maturation; protein targeting to ER
Cellular component (GO): endoplasmic reticulum membrane; signal peptidase complex; membrane
Source: RefSeq, a predicted model, not a curated record
CUUGAAGCCAAGCCUCACUGAUCACGUGUCGAGAACUUCCCCCGGCACCUACCAAACGCUGCGCACAAUUUCCGGUUCUUAUCCCGGAAGUAGCGGGCUCUGAUAGCGCCUACAGACAGCUCAGCUUUACCACUGACUUCCUGUUCGCUAUACCAGCUGCUAAUUCGCGCACCUUCAUCUCCUGAGCCCAUCCAUCUGGCUGAAUAUAAGCGCGGCUCCUCGCCUUUGUUACCUUCUCUGGUCACUGUUUAGACACCGCAGACGCCAUGAACACCGUUCUUUCACGAGCUAAUUCGCUUUUUGCCUUUUCCCUGAGCGUUAUGGCUGCGCUCACCUUUGGCUGCUUUAUCACCACCGCAUUCAAGGAGCGGAUAGUUCCUGUCAACAUCCAUGUAUCCCGUGUGAUGCUGGAAAAUGUUGAAGAUUUUACUGGUCCCAGGGAAAGAAGUGACCUUGGAUUUAUCACAUUUGAUAUAAGUGCUGAUUUGCAGCCGAUAUUUGAUUGGAAUGUUAAACAACUAUUUAUUUAUUUGUCUGCUGAAUAUUCCACAAGAAGCAAUACUCUGAACCAGGUCGUACUAUGGGACAAAAUCAUUCUCCGAGGGGAUAAUCCAAAGUUGUCCUUAAAAGAAAUGAAAUCAAAGUAUUUUUUCUUUGACGAUGGAAAUGGUCUCAAGGGUAAUCGCAAUAUCACAUUGACUCUUUCUUGGAACGUUGUCCCAAAUGCUGGCAUCUUACCUCUUGUCACAGGUUCAGGACAUAAAUCUGUUCCAUUUCCGGAUACCUAUAAAACCACAAUGAGCUAUUAAAUUAUUUCAAUGUUUUGUAAGCUAUUUUUAUCCGUGUAAGCCUUGGAUACAUCCUGCCUAAAGUUUAUACCCAAAUGCCCACCUUCUUUCUGGAAAAAAAAAAUAUAUAUAAUGGCGACGUGGGUUUGAAUACCCGUGUAAAUACAAAUGAAGAAUCCACUAUUUUUAUUUUUUUAUUUUGAGUAGUGCAAGUGUUGUCUUCCGGAAAAGAUAUGAAACCAACUUCACUGUAUUGAUUUACAGCAUUGCAAUACAAUUCCACGGUCUAUAGCUGAGCUUGCUAAAUGUGGACUGAACCAUUCAAAGAAAUGCUUUCUUUGAGUGUUUUGUAUUCGGACAUCCAUUCUGAAGGUACACACAAUUAUAACAUCGUUACACGUAGAUCAAUGUGAGUAACGUGAACAUUGUUUUCAAACAAAGUUGUAACAACUUUUCCUUGGCCUGUUACACUUUUUUUUUUUUUUUAAAGAAAUUGUGGCUUCAAAAGAUAAAGCUAUAUAAAAUACAAUGUGUGGGUUUUAGUAAUGUUACUUAUGUAAAGGGACCAAGAAGAUUUAUUCAAGGUUGGAUGUCCAAUGAUUUCUCGUUUAUGCUGAAAUAAUCUGAAAUAUUUUUUUUUUUUUUUUUUAAUUUCCCACUUUUUGUACCAGUACAGUUUUGUAUAUUACCUUAGCAAAUAUGAAUUAAAGAUAUCAAUGAAAUUAUUUUACCCUCAUCGUAACACUGCUUUCCAGUACCAGCUGUGGCCUGUGUUUCAAGCAAGUCCAAUACAGAGGGAGUGUUAAGAUUAAGUAUCAAACUAACAUGUCCAUUGGAUAUUUAAAAGGUAAAUUACAAGGAUAACAAAAUAAAUAUGUUCUAUAAAUCACAUGCUAAUAAAAAGUACUGGACUUUU